AUGCCGAGACGAAUCAACAACGACAACAACAACCGUGAAGAUAAUUAUAACGAUGGAGUAGUAGCAAAAGAGGAGAAUGGUGGUGAAAAGAGUUUGAGAGGGAAAACAAAGAAAGGGCCAUGGACAGUUUCGGAAGAUAUAAUGUUGAGAGAGUAUGUGAUGAAGUACGGUGAAGGGAAUUGGAACUGUGUGCAAAAGAAUUCAGGGUUGGCAAGGUGUGGCAAAAGUUGUAGGCUUAGAUGGGCCAAUCAUCUUAGACCUAAUUUGAAGAAAGGUUCAUUUUCUAAAGAAGAAGAAGAUUUAAUUGUUCAACUUCAUGCUAAACUUGGAAACAAAUGGGCUCGAAUGGCCGCACAGCUACCUGGGAGAACAGAUAAUGAAAUAAAAAACUUUUGGAACACUAGAGUAAAAAGAUGCCAAAGAGCUGGGUUGCCACUUUAUCCACCACAAGUGUUGCAUGAAGCCAAUGUAUACCAUCUACAACAACAUCUCAAACCUCAACCUUCUUCUUCUUCAUCAUCAUCUUUCUCAUUUUCUCCAUUAUUUAUGUCUUCCUCUAACCACCAAGAAAUCAAUCAACUAAAGCUAAUAGCCCACCCUUCUACAAAUCAACAUUCCUCUUGUUUAUCAUAUAAUAAUCCACAACCAUACCCACAAUUCAAGUUUCCAAAUGAAAACCCUAAUAUUACAAAUAGUGGAAAUUUAGGGUUCCCAUUAUCUCCUAUUUCCAUAACUUCCUCUUUGUUUAACCAAAGUUAUAAUAAUGUAAAUAAUAACUCAAAUAAUGAUUAUUAUCAUUUAGGAAGCUAUAACUAUGGGUUCCACUCCAACAAUAGUGAUACUAAUAAUAAUAAUGUUAAACUAAUGCCAAAUUCACCAUUUGAAGCACUUCCUCCUUUGAUUCAAGGUUCAAAUAACAAUAAUGAAGCCUCUUUAAGCCAAUCAUCACCACCACUUAGCUCAACAACACCUACUUCAUCUCAUGCUAGCGGUAAUAAUGGCUACUUAAUAGGAGGAGGAGCUUCAAACAUGGCUACAAAUGGUGACGGCGGCCGCUCCGGAGUUGCGCCGCUUUCGCCGCCUCAAGAAAAUGGUGGUGGUGGCUUGUUGGGUGCAGUUUUGGUAGAAGCUCAAAGCCUUUGUAACAAUAAUGACAAGUCUAAGAGUGACAAUGAGGAUUCAACUGCAUCACAGGUUUUAUCUCAUAAAAGAAAAUACAUGGUAACUACUGAGGAAUGUACAAAAGAAGAAGAGACUAAUAAUGUGGUUGUGGAGUCAGAUACCAAAAGCAUUGGAAAUACCAUUAAUAAAAUACCCAAGGUUGAUUUGUACUCUUCUCCAUUUUCAACAGGGAAUAAACAAACAACUGAAGAUGAAUUGGAGGAAAUCAAUACCAUGGAUGAUGACUUAUUUGGCCUACUUAAAAACUUUCAAGAAAUGCCAGUUCCAGAUUGGUACCAGAAAAGAGGACAACCAUUGGAACUUGAAACUCAACAAGAUGCUUCAUUGGGCCCCAUAGAUCAAGCAUUUUCAACUCAUGACAGUUUUUGGAGAAACAUGCCCAAAUAUUGA
Molecule: messenger RNA, 1572 nt
Organism: Arachis duranensis
Lineage: Eukaryota; Viridiplantae; Streptophyta; Magnoliopsida; Fabales; Fabaceae
Product: transcription factor MYB101
Exons: 3
Coding region: 1-1572 (523 amino acids)
Source: RefSeq, a predicted model, not a curated record